UGUAGGAUCCCUUUAUAAUAUUCUUCACUCAUCACACUGACCAAACACGCCACGUCAACACACACCCCUGCUCCAAAUAGCAGACGAUAACUACCAUUUUUUCUUGAAACACCUAGUCAAAUUUAUUAAUAGUCGGACAGAUCAGAUCUCUCUCUAGUUCAUACAUUUAAUAUCUCCAACGAUGGCUCGCCGUGACGUUCUUUUUCUCUCCGUCCUCCUCAUCCUCGCCACCGUCUUCUCCAUCUCAUCAGCCGACGAUGAACCUGAUUGUGUCUACACAUUCUACCUCCGAACCGGUUCCAUUUGGAAAGCCGGCACUGAGUCGAUCAUAAGCGCUAGGAUCUACGACAAGUACGGAGACUACAUAGGGAUCCGAAACCUAGAGGCAUGGGGUGGGUUAAUGGGACCAGGUUACAACUACUUCGAGAGGGGUAAUCUCGACAUUUUCAGUGGGAGAGCGCCUUGUCUUCCGAGCCCAGUCUGUUCGUUGAAUCUUACCUCCGACGGCUCCGGCGACCACCACGGUUGGUAUGUUAACUACGUGGAGGUCACGACGGCUGGAGUUCACGCUACGUGCUCUCAGCAAAGCUUUGAAGUUGAGCAAUGGCUUGCGACUGAUACGUCGCCGUAUGAGCUCACUGCUGUAAGGAAUAACUGCCCGGUGUCGCUUAGAAAGAGUGUCGGUCGGGUCGGGUCUGAGAUCCGGAAGACUCUCUCUUGGAUCGUAUGAAGCAAUGAGUGAAUUGAUGUUGUGUGUCUUGGAGACUUGUUCUAUGUCGACAUGUCGUCUUGUGAACGUGUGAUGCUAAUAAAGAAAAAUGAUUGAUCGAAUAAAAAUUCAGUUUUUUGGUUCUGUAUGA
Brassica napus (rape) is the source of this 860-nucleotide messenger RNA. Its product is annotated as PLAT domain-containing protein 2. Lineage: Eukaryota; Viridiplantae; Streptophyta; Magnoliopsida; Brassicales; Brassicaceae. The record is from RefSeq and is a predicted model, not a curated record. The transcript has 2 exons. Gene Ontology annotation, molecular function: protein binding. Bases 182 to 730 code for a protein of 182 amino acids.